Molecule: messenger RNA, 4030 nt
Organism: Lucilia sericata (common green bottle fly)
Lineage: Eukaryota; Metazoa; Arthropoda; Insecta; Diptera; Calliphoridae
Product: membrane-associated guanylate kinase, WW and PDZ domain-containing protein 2-like
Exons: 5
Biological process (GO): hippo signaling
Cellular component (GO): cytoplasm
Molecular function (GO): protein binding
Source: RefSeq, a predicted model, not a curated record
AAAUCUUUUACAAAAUAAUUACUGUAACGGUAGUGUAGGUGGAAGUACAACCGGCAGUGAAGGUAUUAUUGGUUCAGGUUCAUCAAAUAUACCCGAACAUGAUGAUCCAGGAGAUGGUUUAGGCCCUCUGCCGCCUAAAUGGGAAACAGCUUAUACCGAAAGAGGAGAAUUAUAUUUUAUAGACCACAAUACCGGCACCUCACACUGGCUAGAUCCGCGACUUUCGAAAUAUCAAAAGAAAUCUUUGGAAGAAUGUGGAGAAGAUGAACUGCCCUAUGGUUGGGAAAAAAUUGAAGAUUCUCUCUAUGGUACCUACUACAUCGAUCAUGUCAAUAGGAAAACACAAUAUGAAAAUCCUGUACUAGAGGCUAAACGUAGAGCAGCCGAGCAAAAACAACAACAGCAGCAACAACAUCAACAUUCUCACAAUCAUCAGCAUCCACAUCAAUUGCCACCACAACGACCACAAACACCAUCAUCGUCUAGUGUUUUGAAUGGUACAAACGCUAGUAUAGCUUUAAGUUCAGUUUCAUCAGCUUCGACACUCUCCACAGUGGAUAUAUCACAACGAGCCAUGCAACCACCACCACCAGCCAUGAUGCAAGAACAAAAUGCCAAUAAACCACCUUUACUGCCAUACAAAUUUACCCGUAAUCCGGCAGAAAUGCAAGGGGAACGUAUUACCGCUACUUUACUGAAAUCGGCUCGCGGUUUAGGUAUCACAAUAGUGGGUGGUGAUGAUGGAGUAGAGGAAUUUUUGCAGAUCAAAUCAAUAGUACCCAAUGGUCCGGCUUGGCUGGAUGGUCAGCUGCAAAUGGGCGAUGUUUUGGUGUAUGUUAAUGAUACUUGUGUUUUGGGUUUUACGCAUCAUGAAAUGGUUAAUGUUUUCCAGUCAAUUAUGCCGGGCGAAACGGUAACCCUAGAAGUAUGUCGUGGUUAUCCUUUGCCGUUUGAUCCUAAUGAUCCCAAUACCGAGGUAGUGACAACAAUAGCUGUUGAUGGCAUUUCCUCGCACGAACCAGACAAACAACGACGCAUGCUUAUGGAGCUCAAUAUGGAUGGAAAUUAUAAUUUCCUGGACAUAUCGGGAGCUAGUAGUAAUGGCGGUAACAAGCACAAUCUUAGCACGGGAAGUGCUAUAGACAACAGUGGUUUUAUUUUAAUGAAAAAACCAGAAGUACAUACGUUUUCCAUAAUAAAAGGUGCCAUGGGUUUUGGUUUCACCAUAGCCGAUUCCUCUUAUGGACAAAAAGUCAAAAAGAUAUUAGAUCGAGCUUGCUGUAAUCAGCUACAAGAGGGAGAUAUAUUAUUGGAAAUCAACGAUAUUGUGGUACGAAAUAAAUCCCAUGUGGAUGUAGUACAAAUACUUAAAGAUUGCUCCAAAACAGAGCCGACUAUGGUGAAAAUACAAAGACCAGUGACAACAUCAACAACAGCAGUUAAUAAUACCUCGCCUAAUAGUGCGGGCCAGUCGGCAGCUGGGGGUAAUAAUACGGUAGCCAAAUUAAGGAAAAAUUUCCUGGGAGCCACUACGGGUGGUAUAGGCAAUAAUGCCUUGUUCCGCAGCAAAACGCCUACAGCUGAUUUGUAUAGUACUAUGCAAAAGGAGAUACUACCAAUUAGACCAAAAACACCUCUGGUGGAUACACGAAGAGCCAGAGUGAAUACACCCAAUAUGGAGCUGACAGAAGACAGAGAAGUGGCUGCUGUAAAUACCAGUGCUGAAGAAACGGCACUAGAACGUUCUUUAGCGGAAAGUAAGAGCCACUUAAAUGAGGGUAGUAAAUCGCAAAAUUCUUUGUCGGAAAUCGAUGCCAUCAAUCAUGAUAUACCCUUUAUGGAUCCAUAUCCCAAAAUGGUAACCAGUCUAAGUGAACGUUUAGCUGGCGUAUCCAUGCCCAGUGAGUCAAUGCACAAUAAUGGUCAAGCGACAGCGGCAGUGGGAGGUUAUUUACGUACUACCGCCUCAGGUGUGCCGAACUAUGAAAAUCAGGGAGAUUAUGUUAGUGCGGGUAGUGGUAAUUAUAGUUCCAUCUAUGGUUUAGCACAAAUGCCACCAGUAAUGAGUCCUCUAAGUGGUGGACUCUAUGGACCGCCUACCAGCUCAUCAGCCGCAACGGCCGGACUAAUGGCACCUGCCACAGCUUCUUACCAUCAUCAUCAUGAAUCCUGCUUUUGCUACGAAUGUCAAGAUUUUCGUAAUAAUCGUUUAAGAAAUUCCUCCGCAACGCACAAUUUACAGCCCCCCACGCAUCCUCAACAACAGCAACAACAACCCUCACCACGUAGUUAUUAUCCGGUCUAUCAUCAGCCUCAACAUGGUCACAACCAAUAUUCACCCGCCUCCUCAGCCAGCCUACAGGCAGCUCAUAUACAAAACGAACGCAUGCAAAAGAGAGUCAAUGAGCUGUUGAACGAUAGAAGACGUGUGGGAUUUUCACCACUCGAUCAUCAGCAUCAUAAUCAAAUGCAAAUAAAUACCGGCAUAGGAAAUUCAAAUGUGAUGGUUAGUGGUGCGGGUGGUUAUUCUCCUUCUCAGCAGCAAUAUUUACACCAACAUAACGUACAUGGUGGCCUAAUAAAUCAGUCGCAGCAGCAGCAACAUUCUCCGGCUCAACAGCAGCUGGGUAACUGGCAAAAUAAUGCGGCAGUUAAUUAUAAUAAUCUACAGCCUGUUGGAGCCCUAAUGCGUAAUGGUUUUCCCGAAUCCAGUGACAUUUUAGAUGGCUCAGGUGAACAGUUUACUUUAUCGGAAGUGACGUUACAACGUCAGGCUUUGGGUUUUGGCUUUAGAAUUGUGGGCGGCACUGAAGAAGGAUCUCAAGUGACAGUGGGUCAUAUUGUACCAGGGGGAGCAGCGGAUAACGAUCAUCGUAUAACAACAGGCGAUGAAAUACUUAGUAUUGAUGGUAUUAAUGUGGUUAAUUCCUCACACCACAAGUAGUUUCCUUAAUGGGAGAAGCUGCCCUUGCGUGGUCAAGUGACAAUGAUUCUAAGACGACGAACGCGACCCGGCAUAACACAACCUCAACUGCAACAGCACUCUAUGCCACAGCAAUUGAUGGUCCAACAACAGUCUAUGUUAAAUAAUACUGGUCUAACAGGCAAUGUAGGCAUGCUGCAGCAUCCUUCUCCUUUACAGCCUAUGAUGCGUAACAAUCCUAUACGUUAUCCUUAUGAUGUUAUAGUAACAAGACAUGAAAAUGAAGGAUUUGGUUUUGUUAUCAUUUCUUCGUCUAAUCAAUAUUAUGGCUCAACAAUUGGCAAACUUAUACCGGGUAGUCCAGCCGAUCGUUGUGGCGAACUUAAAGUGGGUGAUCGUAUAAUAGCGGUAAAUCGUAUUGACAUAGCCGGCAUGUCUCAUGGGGAUGUGGUCAAUUUAAUUAAAGAAUCUGGUUUACACGUACGUUUAACCAUUGGCUGCCCCAAGGAAGGAGCUAUUAUAAAUGCUGCACCCACUAUGCCAGCCGGCAGUGGUAUUAAUCCAGCCUCCAAUGUAGCGGUUGGCAGUACAGGUUUAUUAUUAAAUUCUGCACAAGCUUCACCUGGCCAAGUGUCACAGACAUUAACGCCUACGCUACAAACAAAUUUAGAUCCCUCAACACAAUACUUUGAAAGACCACUACUUAGUGGUGGCUCAAAUGCUGGCUCGGCUACAUCUUCAACGUCGCAUCACCAGCAAACAGCUCAACAAUCACCAAAUCCUUUACCAGCACCACCACAAUUAUGACUUUGAGAUUUACGCAUUAAACUCUUAAAGAGUUUUCUUUAGUAAAUAUUCAAGAACCCUUAAAAACCCACCCUGCACCUUUCUCACCAACAUCUAGCCUUAUUAAAACCUAUCUACAAACUAUCUACCUAAUUCCAAUUCCACAUUGACCAUCAUUAGUUUUAAUAUAAGUAUAUAAAAUGUAUAUACAAUUAGUUUAAACAAAACUUUUUUUCAAAAGGUAAUUAAGUUAAGUUAAAAUAACUAAUAUUUUAUUAUAGUAAUGUAAUAUUAACUAACGUAUUUAAUUCAAUCCCUUAC